Coregonus sp. 'balchen' is the source of this 4868-nucleotide messenger RNA. Lineage: Eukaryota; Metazoa; Chordata; Actinopteri; Salmoniformes; Salmonidae. The record is from the annotation of a GenBank genome assembly.
AUGGCACUAAUGGUGGUCAAGUUUGACCUGAAGAAGCGGGUGAAGCUAGCCCAGUUCUUAUGGCUGAUGUACUGGUUCUCAGUGAUGGCAGGCGUGCUGGUCUUCAGCAUGGGGCUGUUCUUUAAGAUUGAGCUGCGUAAGCGCUCAGAGAUGAUGGACAACAACGAAAGCCACUUCGUCCCUAACUUACUAAUUGCCGUGGGGCUGCUGGCCUGUGGGAUCAACGCCAUGGGAGGCAAGAUCUGCUACGACUCCCUGGACCCUAUCAAGUUCUCCAGGUGGAAGCCCAUGCUCAAAUCCUUUCUAGUCUCCUGUGUGGCUUUCAAUUGUCUCCUGGUGCUGACGGCUCUGCUCUGCUUCCUGAUGAGGAUCCCUCUCCAGUUCACGCUGGCCGAGGGCCUGAAGAACGCCCUGAAGUUCUACAAGGACACAGACACGCCAGGACGCUGCUACAUGAAGAGGACUUUGGACCAGAUGCAGAUGGAGUUCCGUUGCUGUGGCAACAACAACUUCAGGGACUGGUUCGAGAUCCAGUGGGUCAGCAACCGCUACCUGGACUUCAGCGCCAAGGAAGUUAAAGAGUGAGUCAUGAUAUUAGCAACAGCUCUAUGAUCAGUUCUAUAGCUAACACAACCCUAUCCUAACUAUUGGCCCACACCAACAAAUGGUAUGAAUGGAGAUUGUAGGGUUAGGUUAUGGUGAGUUUCCUGUUCUUAAUGGGUGUUCAUUAUAAAUGGAUUCCAGGUGCAUGGAGGCGGGUCGUAAGCAAUAUAAAAGGGUGUCUUUCCAUAAUAAGGUAAAGGAGGGAUUACAGGAUCAGUGGAUUUGAGGUUUUAGUGUUAGAGGUGGUGAUGGGGCUGUGCGUACGUGUGGGUUGGUUUUCGACUUAUGGGAGGUGAGGGGGAUUCAGUCAUUAGUGUGGAGUAAUAACGAAAGUGGUGGCAGGAAGGAAGGUGAGCUUUCUGUGAGAGUUGAAGGGGAAUGAUGCAGGGGUCCAUUUUGCAGUGUAUGGGUGUAAGGUGUGUUUGGUUGCAGUUGUUUCAAGUGUUGGUUUUCAGUGUAAGUGAUAUCAAGUGUGUGGUUGUAAAAAGGGACAGUUUUCAUUGUAAGUGUUGUCAGGUGUGCGUGCACCGUGUGUGCGAAUGUGUGUGAGCCUGUGAAUUCUUAGUGGCUAAUAUUCUUGGAUCACAUUUCCUCAUCCUUCAGGCUUAUGGCCUAACCAAUCAGCAUGCGGCCUGGUGAGGGUCUGGGAAUACACCUGCCUAGAGAGAGACAGAGUUAGCCAAUAAGGCCUUGCGUAGAGACAGUGAUUGGCCAACCAUUCACUUAGAGAAUAAUUGACCAAUAGGGGCUUAGCUAGACACAGUGAUUAACCAAUAGGACCUCAAGGAGAUAUUAGCUGCGUGCUCUAUUGAUUCAGGGUUGAUGAUGACGAUGAUGAUGAUGGGCUAUGGACUGUGAAAGGACCACAUCUUAGUCCUGCUUAAGUUCCUUAGCUUUCAGGAAACAAAUGAUCUAAAGCAGGGCUGGCAAACCCUACUCCUGGAGAUCUAUGCAGAUUUUUGGCUCCAGCCCUACUGUAAUACACCUGAUUCAGCAAAUCAAGGUCCUGUUUAGAGUUUCCCAUCCCUGGUCUGUGUCAGCGUUAUCCUGCAGUGUCAGUAUUCCCAACGGAGUAUAAUUCCAUGUUUGUGUUGUUGGGAAUGACUGGGAAUGAUCUGUAUCCCUGUCACUCUUUCUCAUCUCUGAUCCCAUCACACCACUCUUUCCAUAAUCCUAAUUUAGAACUGCCCUACACCUGUCAAUCACAAUUGAAACCCCACCCCCAGCCCACCCAAAGGCCAAAUGCACACUUCCUGCUACAGAAUCAGAGAUUACUGCUGUCACGGUCAGUCCUUUCAGUCUCACUUUGUUAGGAUAAUCCUCAUCUACUCAGACGUUCUACAAACUGCUUGAUUGAUUACCUGUCACAACAAGGUUUACUACUACUGUAUAUCCAGCCAUCUAUUAGCUAGUAUGCAGACUAAUUCCAUUUAGGCAAUUCAUCCUCAUUCGAAGUAAUGAAUCAAUCAUCAAUUUAUGAAUACAAUUUCAAUACAUCCUCUGAAAUGCCCUCUCAGUGUAGGAGAGGAAAGUAACUCUAGGAGAGAGCAUUCGUAAGAGGUGUGCAGCAUGAUUUUCCAUAACCUUUUGCUGUAAUUUCUGAGUAUUUGGCAGAUAUACUAUAUGUGCAUCUUUCCAAGGAGGAUGUAUCCUCCAAGAGUUGCUGAAUGUUUUUCUCAUCUUCAGUGUGUAUAUCUGUUUAUGUUGGAAAGCGAGGUAUAGUGGAAGUAUUAUUGUUCCUUCCCAAUGUGAGCAGAGUUCUUGGCUCAUGCACCUUUGUUGGAAAGCAAGUGGCAGUAUUAGUUUCUUCCCAAAGCCAGUGUGAAGAGAGCAAAGUGUCCACAGAAGGGAGGGGCUAAUGGGGUUAAUCCCAUUCAAACAGCAUGUGAGAGACUGAUAGACCUUCAUGAUCCUCUCUUUACCAGGUAGACAGCAUGUGAGAGACUGAUUUCAGCUCUGUGUCAGAAACAAUGCAAGCUCUGUAAACCCUCUAUCAUGGACACUGAACAAAAAAGCUGUGUUAGGUUGUGUCAAGGUAUGAAUGACUUUGUUGUAGAUGUUCUUUCAGACUAAUACUACCUUUCUAAAUACUGGUAGUUCACUAGGACUUCCUCACACUUACAGUACAUGAUGAAGAAUGGAUUGGGUAGAGCUUUCAUAUAUUACCCUGACCCUCUGCCCUUUGUCCUCUGACCCCCAGUCGCUUCAGCGGUAAUGUGGAUGGGAAGUACCCGAUGGAUGGCUACCUUUUCACUCCCCUAACCCCAUAAGACCUUGACCCUAACACACAAUGCACUGACCAAAACCCAUAAUACCCUAACCUCUGUCCUUUGCCUUUUCACCCCCCAGUCGUAUCGGCAGCAACGUGGAUGGGAAGUACCUGAUGGAUGCUGUUCCAUUCAGCUGCUGUAACCCCAGCUCCCCGCGGCCCUGCAUCCAGUACCAGGUGACCAACAACACGGCCCACUACUCCUACGACCACCACACUGAGGACCUGAACAUCUGGAAACGGGGCUGCCGUGAUGCACUGAUAUCCUACUACGGAGGCAUGAUGAACACCAUAGGAGCCCUGGUGCUACUGGUCGCUAUUCUGGAGGUAAGGAAAAUACUCCCUCUCACAUGCUUUUUCAAAGGCGUGGGGUGUUUUUUUUGUGAUGGCGUUCGUCACUGAGAGUUGACAAAGUUGCCCCAGUUGCCUGGCUAGAUCCAGAGCUCCUUGCAUGGUGUCCUCCUUUACUCGCAAUGUAAAUUUGCACACCUCCCUCCACCCCAUCCAUCCCUCCUGCCUUAGUCAUGUUACCAGUUCAUGUGUGGGCUGCUGCUACACCUGCUGCUCUCUGCUGUAGAGGCUGCAUCACCUGUUAGGCUUACAGCGGUACACAUACACACCUGCCAGGUUUACAGUGGUACACAUAGACACGCGCGUAGAGGCAGCUUCACCUGUAAGGCUUACAGCAGUAGUACACAGGGCUGGUAACGAGACUUCUGUACUGGUAAUCCUGUGGGCCCGUGUGGAUGCAUGCUUUCACAACAACCAAAGCAGUAACACAGCUGAUUAAUUAAGACUAACUAAGUCUAUAUUAAAGAAGAUGCUUGGUUGGUUAGUUGAAUCAGGUUUGUUACUGGUUUUGGCUGGCGCAUAAAUCUGCAACUGCCACCUGCCUACGCAGACAAAAAAGCAAAAUGGCUGCCCUUGAACAUGUGCUGUUUGUCUCUUUGUGCAACUCGCUCUUUUCAGAAUAAAUUAACUGAAGAAGUAUGAGAGAAGUGUUACUAUAAAUGUUUUGCUGUUUUGGUGUUUGUAAAACACAUAUUACUACGGACAGCAAAUCUCUGUUCUAUAAAUAUUACAGUACUUAAUGUGUCUUGAAAACCUAGACUUGUCUAAGACUCAAUCUGCUGAAGCUUAUCAGGGACAAAAACAACCAGAGCUAUCUCCUACCUGGAAUAACCAUGGUUACGCAACUGUCUCCAUGGUAUUACCUUACCGAUAGCCUUGUGAGAGGUGGAGUGAUAUCUUAAUUUGGGGGAGGGACCAAUUAUAAACCACUUUCUGGAAAUCAGACUCCUGAUCUAAUGCUGGGGGUUAUAAAAUGACCAAUCAGAAACACAGAUAGUGUAGAGGUAAAAAAUACAUUUAUUUGGUUGUGUACACUAUGCUACUACAUUAGCAAACUUAUGAUUGCUUUUGCUUGUUGUUGCUUUCCCUGUCAGUGUGAUUCUGUCUGUUUUUAGCUAACUCCUUGCUUCAGACUGGUUUGAUGUGUUUAUGUGGAACAUAGGCGAGGCUACAUAUUCAGUUGUUAAAUGCUGAUUGGUGUGAUCCAUUGCCUAUAGCUGUUAGUGCAGGCUGAUGUGUCUAUCUCUUUCUGGGUCUACCCCUGUAGGUUGGUCAAUGUAGGGUUAGAUUUAGUUAUGGUGGGUUUUCACUUCCAGUACAUGAGCAUGUUGCUGAAGCUAGAUCUUACCUCAGGCCAGGUGUAGCUCUUCACACACGCUAGCUGUUAGUCUUAGCCCAGGCUAGCUGUAACUAAUAUGUCUCUCUUUAUCCUCUGUAGGUUAUUGUGAUGAUCGGCCUCCAGUACGUGAACACCUCCCUGUCCAACCUGGUCAACCCAGAAGACCCAGAGAGCGAAAGCGAAGGCUGGAUCCUGGAGAAGACGGUGAAGGAGACGUUUACUGACAUCAUGGACAAGAUGAAAGCCAUGAGCAAGGGUAACACAGUGGAGGAGGGCGGAGUGGAUGGUGUUGCCACGGUGAGCUGA